Molecule: messenger RNA, 2079 nt
Organism: Lepisosteus oculatus (spotted gar)
Lineage: Eukaryota; Metazoa; Chordata; Actinopteri; Semionotiformes; Lepisosteidae
Gene: ubtd2
Product: ubiquitin domain containing 2
Molecular function (GO): protein binding
Source: RefSeq, a predicted model, not a curated record
AGUACAAGCGGAGUCUGCAGUGCACACUCACACUGUUAAAGCAAUACACAGAACACCAGGGCUCGAAAAACAUGAGGGAGGAGAGAGGGAGCGUCGAGCGCCGGAUGACACAACCACGCGGUAACGAAGUUAUUUUAAUUAAGCGCCUGCUAUUUCUGCUUUUCUGCUCAUAUCCUGCCUUUUCCCUGCCGCGCUCGCUGCCUGUGCUGUCUCUCCCCUGUUCUGGAGCGGUCACCUUGUGAUGAUGUGUGCACAGCCCGCCUCUUCCCAGCUGAUGCUCGCGGUGUGUCAGUCUCGAGUCCGAAAGGAAGAGAGUUCGUAGAGGGGGAGAGAAAACAAGAGGCUUAAACACCCAUGGGUGGGUGUGUGGGCACUCACCAUGACUCCUCGGGCAGUUUAAACGAAAAUUCAGACGGAACUGGAGUGGCUCUGGGCCGGAAUCAGCCCCUGAAGAAGGACAAGCCCAAAUGGAAGAGUGAUUACCCGAUGACAGAUGGGCAGCUCCGCAGCAAACGGGAUGAGUUCUGGGACACGGCGCCCGCCUUCGAGGGGCGCAAGGAGAUCUGGGACGCCCUCAAGGCCGCGGCCCACGCUUUCGAAAGCAACGAUCAUGAGCUGGCCCAGGCCAUCAUCGACGGCGCGAGUAUAACUUUACCGCACGGCGCCCUGACCGAGUGCUACGAUGAGCUUGGCAACAGAUACCAGCUCCCCGUCUACUGCCUGGCGCCGCCCGUCAACAUGAUCGAGGAGAAGAGCGAUUUGGAGAUCCUGGACGUGCCGGACCCGCCGCCCAAUUCCGGGCACGAGUGUCAGCUGCGGUUGCGGCUCUCCACGGGCAAGGACCUGAGGCUGACGGUGCGGAGCACGGACACGGUGCACCACAUGAAGAGGCGGCUCCAUGCAGAAGAGAGCGUCGCCCCGGCCAGCCAGCGCUGGUUCUUCUCCGGCCGGCCGCUGACGGACAAAAUGAAACUUGAAGAACUAAAGAUUCCCAAGGAUUACGUGGUGCAGGUCAUUGUCAGUCAACCGCUGCAAAAUCCCACACCUGUGGAGAACUAAAAAAAAACUUUAUACUAAUAAGUAUCUGUGCUUUUCUGGCUUUUGUAUUUUUUUUUUCUUUUCUGUUUUUCUCCCUUUUAAACUUCUGCUCCCGUUCCAACAUUCGGAACGAGAGGUCGCGGCCGACGAGCCGGCUGCGACGAAGAGGCUCGCCGGCAGGUGGCGUCGCAGCGCGAUGACGUCGGAGCCGACAGGAUGGCCGCCUGGAAAUGCCGCAGGCGGUUUUGUCGUCGUCGCGGCCUUUUGUUUUCGUUUUUUCACUGUUGGCUUUUAAAGUCUUGUCGUUUUCCUUUUCUUUUAAGAAAAACGAGCAACCAAAAAUAUGAAUCACAGAAAAACAAAAUCGUCAGAUGAACAGAUAAGAUCCUCCGGGGGGAAAAGAGGUUUUCACUGCCUUAAUUUUUUCUCCCACAGCUCUUUGGCUGCUGAUUCUGUAGUAUUCAGUGCUGGGGUUAUGGGUUUGUUUAAAGGCGCUAAAACAGACAUAUUUAUCCAGAAGCCACUGUUUUAUGUUUAUUACUGAGUCAUCAAGUCAAGUUUUUCAUGCCUGCCUAUUUUCUAACGCAUAUAAUGUUUACGACGCACAACAAAAACAAAACAAUCACAAGCCAGAGGAUUUGUAUCUCUAUAUUUCCACAAAACUAACAAGAGACACAGGCCGAAAUAUAAUUAUUUUAUGCAACUCCUUAGAAGUUCACAAAGAAUAAACUGGUGGGCUAUCUCAUCCCAGGUGAACGUUUCAGUGAAAUAGGUGAAAUAGGAGCAAUUCUGAAAUUCCCUUUUCUUUGAGAAAAAAAAAUAGUAUUACAGCAAAACUAGUUAUUCACAUCGAAAAUAACUGCACCUUCAUUAUGGGAUUAGAACACGGCCACCAUCCCAGCCAAUACAAUUUCUGCACUCUAAAUAUUAUUUUGAGUAAUUUUAUCCAGGCCCUGACAGAUGCUUUUUUAGAUCUUCUGAUUUCACUAGCAGAGAAGUGUACUUUCAUUCCUCUUCCACCAAUAAAAAUUGUUUAUGGCA